GAUCUGCGACGGCAGCACCGCCCCAGGUACUACGUAAUCUUCUUACUCAGUUAACUUGCUGUACUUAGUCGUAUAGUUAUUAUUUUUUACAUUAAGCAUUUUAUCUACUCAAGACACGUGGGUCACGCGAUACGUGCUUACUGGUGAUUUUUUCCCCCCGAAUCUACUAUUAGAAUACUUCCGCCUUGUUUCGACGUGUGACGGCCUGUUGCGACAAGUGUCAGGAGAUAUAAAAGGUCAACAAAACCCCGGAAACAAAUUUGUUGUCGCUCAUUAGUCGUAUCAACGUGGAAUAAGAGAAGUCCCAUCAAAGUGGCAGCCUUCUGGUCAAGUGAUGGACAAUCCUGAUGACAAUAGUAGUACAACGGGAGGGGAUGAAGGAAACUCAAGUGGAGGAUCCCCUCCAACCAAACGCAAGGGCAAGUUUGCUAAAAUGGGUCAUAUCUUCAAACCUUGGAAGUGGAGAAAGAAGAAGCCUAGUGAAAAGUUGAAAGAAAAGUGUAAUGAUUUGGAAAGAAAGAUUUCCGUACGUAAAUCAAGGGAUGAACUAAUUGCUAAGGGCCUUCUCAAGGAAGUCCCAGAGCAUGACAGUAGUAAUGCAGACCAGUCAAAGGUGAAGAAUGGACAUACCGUGCCAAUGGAUUUGUCUCAACCAGAGAGUGAGACUAGAACAAAUAUCCUGAGACUUAAUGCUGCGGAAGACCGUCGAGUCAGAGCACACUCUGAUGCCUCUCGAAGUAACCGUGCUCCUUUGGAUGUAGAUGCCCAUGUCAGACUUGCUGCUGACAUCAACAGAAGAAGCCAUCCAUCAUCAGAUGCCUCACGAUAUAAGAGGGAACGAGGAGGUCAUGAAAGAAUGGAUUGGCGUGAAGAUGGAGAGAGGGGAGAAGGUGUUGAUAAAAGCAAUGACUACAAAGAACGACGAGAGUUAAAAGAAGAAAAGACUGAAAAAGACAAGAGUAGGAGAGAUUGGAUGGGGAAAGAUUAUGAUGAAAGAGAACGUGGUGACUGGGAGCGAAGAGGGCGAGACGACAGGGAGUGGCGAGAACGAGAUCAUAGGGAAAGGCGGGAUGACCGGGCAUGGAGGGAGGUUGACAAUGGGCAGCAGAGAAAGUAUGAUCCAGAGACUGAUGUUAAGGACCAAAGAAAGAGGGACGAUCGAGAUGACCGGGACAGAAGGAAGCGUGAAGACAUUGUGGGCAUUGAAAGAGAUUUGAGGGAACGGGAUGAUAUGGAGAGGAGAGAGCUCAAUGAAACCGAGAGAAAGGAGCGUGAUGAUAUCGAGAAAAGGGAGCGCGGUGAUAGAGAAAGGACUGAGCAUGAUGACACAGAAAGAAAAGAACAUGAGGAUAGAGAGAGGAAGGAAAAGGAUGAACUGGACAGGAGGGAACGUGAUGACAGAGAAAGAAGGGAGCGUGAUGAUAGAGAGAGGAGGGAUCGGGAUGACAGAGAAAGAAGAGAGCGUGAUGAUAGAGAGAGAAGGGAUUGGGACGACAGAGAAAGAAGAGAGCGUGAUGAUAGAGAGAGAAGGGAUCGGGACGACAGAGAAAGAAGAGAGCGAGACGACAGAGAGAGGAGGGAGCGAGACGACAGAGAGAGGAGGGAGCGAGACGACAGAGAGAGGAGGGAGCGAGACGACAGAGAGAGGAGGGAGCGAGACGACAGAGAGAGGAGGGAGCGAGACGACAGUGAGAGAAGGGAGCGAGUUGACAGAGAGAGGAGGGAAUACAACAGAAGGGAGAGGCGAGAUCACAAUGACCGGGAAAGAUUUGACAACAGAGAGUCCAACCCUAGGGAACGCUGGGUACAAGAAGAAAAAGGCAGAGAUGAAAAAUAUAAAAGAGAAAUUGCAGUCCAAAUGAAGGAAAGACCAAUGUAUCAGGUCCAAACAGAGAAUGGGGCUCCAAAUAACUAUCGUAGUAAUGUGGACAAAGACGAGAAUAAGGAUGAGCCAAGAGAUACAUCAGAAGACAAAGAGGAGAAAGAAAGGGGGAAACAUUUUGACUCUGAAAGGAGGGAAGAGCUAGAAAAGAGACAUCAGCGAGGUGUUGGUGAGGUACACCGGAUUGUUAGACCUUUCUCUGACAUGGAUUUGCGACCCCGUCUGCAGAAGAGCUCGUCAGAGGAAUAUAGAAAGAGUCAACCUUCCUCUGAUCCAGCCUGGAGAACCACUUUGCCCAGGACAUCGCCAUCCUCAGAUUUCCACGGCAAUUCAGAAGCUCCUUCUCUUUCCACUAAUCCUCAACCCAACCCCAAACCAGACAUUGUUCCUUCCAAGCAAGCUCUUCUUCCACCCAAGUUUCUUACAGCCAGAUCAGAUACUCCCGGUAGUAGCUCCUCAUCAUCUGCAUCAUCAUCCUCCUCAUCCUCAUCGUCCAGCUCUGUUGCAAUAGCCAAGCCUCCAAGGACAGUGUCCUUACUUGUAGAUGAUCCAAGCAGAGUAAUUAUUCCUAACUUGCCUCCUGUCAACUGUGACAUACCACCUCCAGUGCCCCCGCAUGCAAAGCAGCCUCCUGUUCCUCCACCCAAACCCACCAACCGCCACAGUAACCUUCCUCUACUUGUUUCACCUGACCUUAGCCAAGGUGGGAGUAGUGUCACGCCAACUGCAACAAAGCGGUCUCCGCCAACUCCACCCAAGAGAAUGACCCCAGUGACUAAACGGCAUUCUAUGGACCCAUCUCAUUUGAGCGAGGCUGAAGAGCCCCACACAGCAAGAACACCAAGUCCCCCAGUUGUGCCACAAGGUGUUGAAAGUGAGCACGAGACUGUAAUGGAAGUGUCUCAAAUCGCAAUUGAAUCACCUCCAUCUCACAUCCCACCUUCGCCUCCUAGACCUAUUUCUGUCCCUUCUGGUGUCCCUCCUGCUCAAUCGGAUCCCCCAAGUCCAACCACUGAGCCCCCAACAGAGCUUCCAGCGAUCCCACUGCAUCUUCUUAUUAAGAAAGCAUUAACAAGUCCCAGCCCAGUACGACCUCAACAUGAAGGCUCCCAGAGAGCUCACUCCCUGCUCUUUGAGCAACCUCCAGACUUCCUUGAAGAUGCAUCAGUUAACACGCGAAACUCCCUGCCCAUCACCAUCGAGCCACUCAGACUUCCUGAAGAUGACGACUUCGACAUGGAGGAAGAGCUGCGAAAGCUGCAUCCACAGAGACUGCCCGGGAAGCCUCAGUUGGAGGCUCGCAGUCGGAGGGGAAUGGUGGGAGACCAUCGAGUAAAUGUCAUCCCUGAGGGCUCCUGGCAAAGUGAGGAGUCUGACUCAGAUGGUCCCAUCCCGUAUAGAGAUAUGGAGGAUGACAACGACGACGACGAUGAUGAUGAUGACGACGAUGAUGAGGAACAGGGGACUCCAAGUGGAUUGGCAUCGCGAGUGAAGAGAAAAGACACACUGGCUUUAAAGCUGGAGAGACGGGGCAGGCUAGAGAGGGAGCAAGGUGAUGCUCAGGAGACUGAUGACGGAAUGACUUGGCACAGCAAAGAUCAGUGGGUAGCAGUCAGGAACAAGAUUGGAACGACGCUAACACGGCGUUUGAGUCAGAGACCCACAGCAGAAGAACUGGAGCAGAGAAACAUUCUUCCGGCUAAGAAUGAAGAGGCACGACGUUUGGAGCGAUGUGAGAUCAAACGCAGGCUCACCAGAAAGCUGUCACAGCGACCCACUGUGGCUGAGCUCCAAGCUAGGAAGAUCCUGCGCUUCCAUGAGUACGUAGAGAGCACCCAUGCACAUGACUAUGAUCGACGAGCAGACAAACCCUGGACCAAGCUCACACCUGCUGACAAAGCUGCUAUUCGCAAGGAGCUAAAUGAAUUCAAGAGCUCGGAGAUGGAGGUUCAUAAAGACAGCAGGAUCUAUACUAGGUUCCAUCGGCCGUAGUAUUUUACACUGAUGUGUCAGGUACUUCACUGGACAUUAAUAUGUUAAGUUUAAGCCUUGACUCUGCCUUCUUGCUUUAUAAAUGGUUCGCACCAACAAAACUACUGACAGACUGGAAACACAUGCAAUUUGUUUUUAACAAUCCUGUUUUUUCUUUGGAGUGAAUUGUUUUAGACUGUCAUGUAAAUAGCAUUUUAACACUUUGUGACCAAAAAUGACAUUGAAAUUGACAAAUAUGGACAUAUAAAGUUCUCAGAAUAUAUUAGCAAAUUGUUGUAUUGCGACAGAUGUGUUUUUGUAAAUCGUCAGAUGGAAAAAUUAUGUUUGCAAAUUUCCACACUAGACUUUUAGACAUAAACGGUACAUUUCUGUUGAUUGUAAAAUGUACAUUCUCAACUUAGCUUUUAGAUGGUCUUGACAAAACAUUUUCAUUUUCUUGUAAACAACAAAAAGUGUAAUAUUCUAAAAUAUGAGUUGAUUCUGCCAAAUUCUGUUCAUUCACCUAAACAUCACCUUUUCCCUUAAUCUGCACUGUAUAUACGUUUAAUAUUUGAUAAUGAUGUUGAUAAAUGAUUGUGUUUUCCAGUAAAAAGUGCAUAUAUUUUCCUGAUCUUUGAUAUAUCUUUAUACUGCAUUUGUAGGUUGUAGAGUUGAAUCUGUUUGUAUUGCUGUAAUUAUCAGUUGAUGAAACUGUGACAUAUUUCACAAACAUGGAAUAGUGCUGUAAAAUAUUUUUAAAAAUAGAAGUGCAAUUGGUUGUGCAAUCUGAAUAAAAUAAUUUCCAUCUGAA
Molecule: messenger RNA, 4664 nt
Organism: Synchiropus splendidus (mandarinfish)
Lineage: Eukaryota; Metazoa; Chordata; Actinopteri; Syngnathiformes; Callionymidae
Gene: phactr4a
Product: phosphatase and actin regulator 4a
Exons: 13
Coding region: 335-3874 (1179 amino acids)
Biological process (GO): actin cytoskeleton organization
Molecular function (GO): actin binding
Source: RefSeq, a predicted model, not a curated record